Messenger RNA from Cooperia oncophora, 1257 nucleotides. The record is from the annotation of a GenBank genome assembly. NCBI's taxonomy places the organism in Eukaryota, Metazoa, Nematoda, Chromadorea, Rhabditida, Trichostrongylidae.
UACCCUUCAUGGGAAAGAGCGGACGGCGGUCACAUAGGGGUGAGGCAAGUUGCUCGAGCUCGUCAUGUCGAUGCUGGAGAUGCUGAGCCAUCGGCACGGAGUGACGAUGAGGAUUCACAAAGCGGCGAAAAAUCCGACGGGACAUCAUCGGAGUCUGAACAGAAGUACGAGAUGCCAUGCAAAUUGGCGAUGUAUGACUUCAAUCAAUGUGAUCCGAAGCGAUGUUCAGGGAGGAAGUUGUUGCGAGCUGGAUUGAUUAGUGAAGUGCGCCUCGGCAGUCGAUUUCCUGGCCUAGUCCUGAGCCCCACGGGCAAGACGACAUUAGCACCUUCCGAUCGUGAUUUCAUCGACCAGUACGGGUUGGGAGUGGUUGACUGCUCAUGGAAGGAGGUUGAAAGAACACCGCUACAUAAGGUGAAGGCCCCUGAACAUCGCCUUUUACCGUACUUGGUAGCAGCUAAUUCUGUGAAUUAUGGACGCCCAUGCCACCUUACAUGCGCUGAGGCCUUGGCUGCAGGUACGGCUUCGACCAUUGUCAUACCGGGUGUUCCAGAUGUUUUGAAUGUUUUUUUUCAAGGUCUUUAUAUUAUUGGUCACGUUCGAGCCGCUGAGGAAUUGAUGAAACAGUUCACAUGGGGACCACAUUUCAUCGAUUUAAAUCGUGAGCUGCUGGACAGCUAUGCGAGUUGUGGUACACAUGAGGAAAUAAUGGAUUGGGAAGACCAAUUCGAAGCAGGUUUCAAGUAUGAACUUCAAACAGAAGGAAUGCGACAAGGAGCAGAAGCUCGGGUCUACAUCUGCACUUAUCUGGGUAGACCAGCAGUCAUGAAAGAGCGCUUUGUUAAAAAAUACCGUCACCCAGAGCUGGAUCGAAGGUUAAAUAAGGCGAGGAUGCGGAAUGAGCUCAAAGGGCUUGUCAGGGCACAGGAGUUAGGAAUUGGAGCACCCGCCGUGUUUUUCAUAGACAGCGAUAAUAACAGAAUAAUAAUGGAGCGAAUAGAAGGUUGUACGGCAAACUCGUGGAUUGAAACACGACGACAGGAAGAGAACGGAUCAGCCCAGUUUGUGGCAGAAACCCUGGAACUUGGAAAAACUAUUGGUGAAGCCGUUGGGAAAAUGCACUUUAGUAAUCUGAUACAUGGCGAUCUCACCACUUCCAAUGUUAUUCUGAAAGAUGGCGACUACAAGAGACCCUAUUUCAUUGAUUUCGGAUUAUGUGCUCUUGGAAAGGUUAGUCAAUACUUCGCUGUUUUUUUA